This is a messenger RNA of Sus scrofa (pig), 3122 nucleotides long. It is a transcript of the gene PPP1R17, whose product is annotated as protein phosphatase 1 regulatory subunit 17. Gene Ontology annotation, molecular function: protein serine/threonine phosphatase inhibitor activity. NCBI's taxonomy places the organism in Eukaryota, Metazoa, Chordata, Mammalia, Artiodactyla, Suidae. Gene Ontology annotation, biological process: regulation of phosphatase activity. The record is from RefSeq and is a predicted model, not a curated record.
UUUUUUUUUUUUUUUUUUUUUUUUUUUGUCUUUUUAGGCCCUCACCCACGGCAUAUGGAAGUUCCCAGGCUAGGGGUCAAAUUGGAACUGUAGCUGCCGGCCACAGCCACAGCGACUUGGGAUCCAAGCCACCUCUGCCACAGCAGCUCGGGAUCCUAUACCGCAACUCACGGCAAUGCCGGAUCCUUAACCCACUGAACAAGGCCAGGGAUCAAACCCACAUCCUCAUGGAUACUAGUCAGGUUCAUUACUGAUGAGCCACAAUGGGAACUCUGUGUUUGUUUUUUUUAAAAAAACCCUCUGGUGAGGAGGACUGCAAAGUGGUUAAGAGCAUGGGUUCUAACACUCAAUACCCAGCUCCAGCCCUAGCCUCACCAUUUACUAGCAGUGAGACCUAGGGCCCCAGAUUCCACAUCAGUGGGAUGGGCAGGAGGAAAACGGCUUAUCUUGCAAGGGUGUUGUGAGAGUUGAUGCUUGUGAAGAAGAGUGCCUGGCGUGUGGAAAGCCUUAUGGAAAUGUCACUGUUUGCUGCAAUUCUUCUCAUCAUGAUUCUCCUCUAAGACUCAACAGCGGUGAGGGAGAGUACUCUGAACUUAAAUUCAAGUGGAUUUGAGGGUCGAAAUUAGUAGUGGCACCUUUGGGGCAAGUCCUUUAUUUUCUCUGUGCCUCAGCUUCCAUAUUUGCAACAUCAAGCCAAAAAAUCCCACUGCAUGGGGUUUUCAUGGGGAUUAAAGGACCUGGCUGGUUUGUUUGGACUUCUUUAGCUUUGCACGUUAGGUCCUCAAAGCACUACUCUGUGUGUUGUUUUUGUCAUGGACAAUUAUUAUAGUUGGGAGCGGUGGCUGCAAAAUGAGUCCUCUUUCCCUCUCCAUCCCCCUUGCCCUGGCGCCUGAGAAACAGAGCAUCCCCAUGGCAACAGCGGCAGCUGGUCCCUUGAUAAGAGGCUCUGGAGCCAGGCAGCAUCAGCCACUGCCACUGAGGAGCCGGCCCAGCUUCAGGGAGGAAGCUCUCUCUCACCAUCCUUUGCCUUCUCAUCUCAGCCCCUGUACCGAUUGCCUUCUGUAGGGCUGGAGAAGAAAUCAUACACUGACCCGCCUUGGAUGAUGUCCACCGAGCAAGUGCAGCCCCUGGAGCUCUCAGAAGACCGACUGGACAAGCUCGACCCUCGUUGUGGCCACUUAGAUGAUCUUUCAGACCAGUUUUUUAAGGACUGUGAUCUCAAGAAGAAGCCAAGAAAGGGGAAAAAUGUCCAAGUCACCCUGAAUGUUGAAUCAGACCAGAAAAAGCCAAGGAGAAAAGAUACACCAGCCCUGCACAUCCCACCUUUCAUUCCAGGUGUGCUUUCAGAACACUUAAUUAAAAGAUACGAUGUCCAAGAGAGACAUCCAAAGGGCAAAACGAACCCAGCUCUUCACAACACGGACCUGGAACAGAAAAAGCCAAGGAGAAAAGACACACCUGCCCUGCACGUGUCCCCCUUUGCAUCAGGUGUGACCCUGCUCAGGGAUGAGAGACCCAAAGUGAUCCUGGAAGAUGAUGAAAAGGACGGUGACAAGAUAGCUAUUUAAAGCGAUUUCCCUUGAGACCACGCGUAAAUAGGUUAAAUUGGUUCCCUAUGGCGACCUAGAAAAAGUAGGCUCAUUUCUGCUCUCGUUUUGUCACAGUCUGCCUUUAAGAUCCAGACACCUUUUCCCCAGGAGGCAUGCAGUAUCAAAUUGCCAGUCACCUCUUUGUCCCUCUGCUCUUUCUGGACUCUGGUUGCCACUCUCACCUCUUGAAUUUUCAUUUUCUGAUGUCGUGGAAAGGAAGUGGGUCAUCCUAACUUAGGAGGUUAACAGGGAAGCUUUAGUGCUCAGUGUCUUCAUCUCCCUCAUCAAUUUAUGGAGCAAAGAAUGUGGAUAACACGGGAAUCCUUCAGACUUGACCUCACAUCAUCCAACUGCCGGUUCCAGUGCGGGCUCUCUGUUGCCACUUAGAAAAGUGAGAAUGUUUGGGUUCUAACUCCCUGGUUACUUUGGAGAACAUGGUCUUUUAUCUCUUUUAUCCUUCCUCAAGAGUCCAAGGGUCUCUGGUGAUAUUCCUAAGAGCUUUGUAACUGUUACCCUAAAAGUGAAUAUAUGAGCUGUGGGAGUUCAAGCCAGCCAAUCAUGCAUUGGUCCAAAGUAGCGCGGAUAGAGAGUGCUGGUCUGCCUGGGAAGCUUAGAAAUAUACGCUAUUUAUUUAUUUAUUUAUUUAUUCGGCUGUGCCCGCAGCAUGUGCAAGUUCGGGGGCCAGAGAUCAAACCUGCACUACACCAGCGACCUUGAGCUGCCGCAGUGACAAAGCCGGAUGCUUAACCCUCUGAGCCAACCAGGAAACUCCAGUAAUAUACCCUAUUUACUUUAAAAAAACAUUUCUUAACCAUGUUGUCUGGAGAUUUUGUGCGUUGUGUCACAAGUGAACCAUUCCAAACAGUAGGUAUCAUACCAAUGCUGGUGAUGAAUUUACUUUUUAAAAACUUAGUUCAGAUCAGUGGCAGUCCACUGCUAUACUUUCAGCAUCCCCACUCAUUUAGACACCAGGAUGCUUUCUCGGAUGAGAGGGAAACAUGUGGUGUAAUGAGCAGGAGGCUUUAUGACCCCUGCCCAGCCUGCAGUCUGGGUGGCGGGGUGGGGGUGUGCCAUGGAAAAGCUUUGCACGGGGCCUCAUCCACCAGGUGACUGAUGUGAGGAAGGACAAAAGCUAUUGUUCAGAGGUCUAAGGGUGGCUGUUGGAGUUCCCAUUGUGGCUCAGAAGAAAUGAAUCCAACCAGUAUCCAUGAGGAUGCAGGUUCGAUCCCUGGCCUCACUCCGGGGGUCAGGGAUCUGGCAUUGACAUGAGCUAUGGUAUCACAGACACAGCUUGGAUCCCGCGUUGCUGUGGCUGUGCUAUGGGUGCAGCUCUUAAAAAAAAAAAAAAAAAAAAGAAGAAGAAGGUAUAAGGGUAGAUAUUCAAAUAGAUCCUGCCUAAAAAUGAUAAAUUUGGAAGCUGUAGAUACAGCUUGACUCCAGUGGUUCGUUAAUCCUUUCUGUUUUCCUGUCCUCACAGAUGUGGAAAAGAUGCAGGACUCUGUUGGUAAUAAAGAUGCCUCUAGUAAUAAGAUG